This is a messenger RNA of Kickxella alabastrina, 1596 nucleotides long. RefSeq names its product Pyruvate/Phosphoenolpyruvate kinase-like domain-containing protein. The coding region runs from base 228 to 1238 and encodes 336 amino acids. Gene Ontology annotation, cellular component: cytoplasm. The record is from RefSeq and is a predicted model, not a curated record. NCBI's taxonomy places the organism in Eukaryota, Fungi, Kickxellomycota, Kickxellomycetes, Kickxellales, Kickxellaceae. Gene Ontology annotation, molecular function: aldehyde-lyase activity. The transcript has a single exon.
UGUACUUUCUCCGCCACUACUCCACACAUCGCCAGAUCAGCAACAUCAGCAUCAGCAGCAGCGUCACCAUCACCAUCACCAUCACCAUCAGCACAGCACAGCAACAGCAACAGCAUCAUCAUUUGCAUUCAUCAUAUGAAACGUCACCAGUGUCACAUAACCAGUCAAACCCUCGCUCGUCUCCGCUGUCCGCCGGGGGCGGCAUCAGCAUCUGUGGAUCCGAGCCCAUGGUGCUGAGCCAGCGCAAGGGCUCGCCGACAUCGCUGCCGUCGUCGGCCACAAUUGGUGCUAGACAAGGCGAGUCUGCAGGCGAAUUCUACUCUCCCAUACCCUCAUCUGCCAUCGUCACGCCAGUCACUGGCUUGCGCGGCAAGCUGGAUAGUGGCAGUCCGGCCAUUGGCAUAGUGCUAAGCAUUCCAAGCGCUGUCACUGCUCAUAUUGCGUCGCGCCUGGGAUUUGACUGGGCUUGUAUUGAUGUGGAAAGCCAGACAUACUCGGCGAGCACAAUGGCGGAGAUGGUCGCUGCUAUUGGCAAUUCGGAGACAUGUACGUCGUUGGUGCGCGUGCCAGCGCAUUCGAGCGAGUGGAUCCGAUGGGCCGUGGAGGCCGGAGCACAGGGCAUUAUUGUCACCGGAGUGCAGAACAGAGAGCAGAUGCGGCAUCUCGUGGCAUUGUGCAAGAGCACAGCUUCUGCCGGGCGCUCUCAGCAGAAUCAGCGAAUGUCUGGUCGUCACCAUUACCAGCAGCAGCAGAAGAAUAUGCAGUUCGGAAGAGAAUUGUUGAUUAUUCCUCAGAUUGAUCGGCCCGAAGCUGUAGAUGAUAUUGACGGGAUCCUGUCUGUCCCGGAGUCGAUGCCGCCCUUGUCCAUCCGCAUGCUCUCGGCGGUGGUGCGCAGGGUAUUCUUUCUGCCGGGGGCUCCCAGCACCGGGCAUUGGGCGUUGUUGGCUGGGAGGGUGCCGUCGAGCGGGUGGUGCGGUCCAGCCAUCGGUUCGGCGUGCCUCUUGGUGUCGAGGGCGUCGAUAGCAAUGGUGAAGCUAGAAUGCGCAUGCAGCAGGGAUUCCAAAUGGUUGCUGUUGCCAACGACAUUGACAUCUUGGCCGCUGGGGCUUCUGACCAGCUUCGUCUGGCGCGCGCCAUAUGAAUACAUUUAUAAUGUGUUGGUGUUUUAUAUUAUUGAGUAUCAUUUAAUUUCUUGGCUCAAUCCGCUGAUACAAUACGGCAUAGUAAAAAACAAUUGAACCAAGUGACGCAUUGCUGGUGUAGGCAUGCAUUAUAUGCUGCCAAAUGUUAAAAAAGGGGGCGGUUUGUAACGAUGAUCAGCGUGCAGGCGCGAUAUGAUGUCAGAUGUCAGAUGCCUUCAGUGUGCAAAUUGUUUCUGCCUUCCAAUUUGGUAAAAGCUGCACAAAAUCAUUUUUUCUGAUAACAGCGAGGUAUUAAAAAAGGACGAAACUAGCUCAGACCAACUACAUGUCAUGUCUGAGAAGUAGCAUUUAUCAAAUGCGAGCAAAAAGAAGAAAAAAGAAAAGAAAAAGAAGGGAUCGGUUGGCUGACAUGAGUGGGUGGGUAAGCCAGCAAAUUGGGCGGUGACUAAAUAGC